Messenger RNA from Archocentrus centrarchus (flier cichlid), 1348 nucleotides. RefSeq names its product cyclin dependent kinase 2 interacting protein (gene cinp). Lineage: Eukaryota; Metazoa; Chordata; Actinopteri; Cichliformes; Cichlidae. The record is from RefSeq and is a predicted model, not a curated record. The coding region runs from base 237 to 869 and encodes 210 amino acids. The transcript has 5 exons.
GUCACAGGGCUGAAAACGCGGCGUCCUUAGUCACGUGUCUUUUUCAUUGUUAUUAGUCACGUGUAAGAGCAGAAAACUCAGCUUGUAGUAAACAAACUGCUCUCCGUGCACAGGUCACUUUCUCUGAAAGGAGCGGGGGCCAGAAACCAACCAUCUGCCGUCAAAGACGACGACGAAGAAGAACCACCGAAGAAGAAGAAGAAGAGGAGGACGGGCUGAGCGCAGCUGAAGAUCAGAUGGAAGGUGACAUCUCAGUGACCUCAGCAAACAGGAAGCCGUCUGCGCUCACAGGAAGUGCAAGAAAGAUCAAAGACAAUGCUGCCGACUGGCACAACCUGAUGCUGCGGUGGGACAAGCUGAACGAGGAUGGCUUCACGGCAGCGGCGAGCAUCGUCAACAUGAGACGCACUCAGAGCGAUCAGCUGCUGCUCAACGACUCUUCAUCCCCUCAAUCCUCUUCCUCACCGCAGCAGGUGGGCGGAGCCACGGAGCUGCAGGACAAAUGUCUCGUACUGCAGGAAGUCGUCGACAAAAUGGCUGUCGUGGUGAUGAAGAUGGAACGUCUGAUGACAACACAGCGAGGCAUCGAGGAUCUGGAGGCAUUACAAUUUGGACCCAAAGGAAGAAAAGUUCCUCUGUUUCACAGCUGGAGCACCAAAGAGUUCGGAGAAGCUUCUCAGGUCCUGCUGGAUGCCUUCCGUCAGGAGCUCCUAUUGAAGCAGACUAUCCUGCAGGAAGUGGCACACACGGCAACCUCUGACCUCUGCAUGGUCUUCCUCUCCUGUUGGCUCCAUCAGCCCUUUAUUCCCACACAGACCAGACUGAGGCUCGAGGCCCUGCUGCUGGAGACCGGGCACCGGCCACUGUGAGGUCAUCGACCAGACAGAGAGAUGGAGCUCCGCCUGCCUCAGAGGAAGACUUCUCAUAUAUGAAGGACAUGAACAAAUUGAUGCAAAGAGGAACGCCAAAGGAAACUGAUCACCGAAAUUAUUGAUCAGUGAAUCUGUUGAUCAUCCAUUAAACCAGAUCCAGCUGUGACCCUGACCCCACCCUUCUGAAUGACACAGGGAAAUCCCCUGAAUCUUAAAGAUUAAAUGUUUGUGAUUAAGGGCAGUAAAGUGAUCAGUUUGUAACCUGUGUGAUCAGCAGAGGGGAGCUCAUGUGUUACUACUUGUGUGGCUUAUUCUGACAUAAUUUCUGUAAAACGCCUACCUGAGCUCUGAGAAACACUGAACUCACCUGUUUAGGUGUUCAUUUGCUGUGGUGAUGAUGUCACUACAGUUCAUGACGGGUCUGUAAGUGAACUGACUGUAAAUAAAGUCCGAAACAUUUUUGUUGUUUUCUGUGA